Closterium sp. Naga37s-1 is the source of this 2931-nucleotide messenger RNA. NCBI's taxonomy places the organism in Eukaryota, Viridiplantae, Streptophyta, Zygnematophyceae, Desmidiales, Closteriaceae. The record is from the annotation of a GenBank genome assembly.
AUGGAUCAUGACUCAGGCGAAGGGAAGCUGGAGAGUGCGCCAAAGUUCGACGGGAGCGACUAUUGGACUUGGAGCUUCCGAUUCGAGCAAUGGGCAGAGGCACACGAUCUAUGGGGGUACUUUGAUGGUUCAGAGGAGCGGCCUGCAUCGGGUGACGCACGGCUAAAGUGGGAGAGGAGAAAUCAGAAGGCAUUCGCCCAAUUCUGCAAUGCCUUGGUGCCAGAUGAGCUGAUUCGCUUAGUACGGGAGUUCGGCGGCAAGACCGAGUUGGGCAGCGCACCUAUUGAUGGCGGAACAAGAGCGGUCACCCGAGUUCCUGCAGGCACAGCAGCGGCAUAUACACGAGUGAAGGAGUUCUACCUUCAGCGUGGAUUGUGUAACCGGAUGGCACUCUCUGAGGAGCUCUCUUCCUUGAAGAUGAAAGAAGGGGAGGGAGUGGCUGCAUACUGGGCGCGUGCCGAGGACUUGAGGUCCAAGUACUUGGCUGCAGGAGGGAAGGAGGAGGUUGAGGAGUGGAUGAUGAGGGUACUCAAAGGACUACCUCCUCACUUUGAGAUGCUGAAGGUAGUGCUGAACAACCAAUCACCAUCGCUUACUAAGGAUCAGCUGCUUACCUCUUUGAGGAGCGAGGAGAUGCGGAUUGGUGUCGCACCAAGAUCGGAUGGUGUAGCCACUUUUGGAGCGGGUACGAAAGUGGGCAGCAUCGGCAGGGGAAAUUGGGACAAGGGAGGAAAGCAUGGAGGCAGCGGUAACAGCAGCGGCACCAACUCGGGCAGAUGGGGUCAGGGGAAAGGCAAAGCAGGAGUGCUUGAUUUCCCUUGGGGGUCCAAGGGCAUGGCUCCUAGGGGGUUGUGUCAUGGCUGUUGGGAUGAGGGACAUGCAUGGCAGCGAUGUCCUCACCGACCUAAGGGAGGCAUUCCGGCAUUCUUACAGCGGGGGGGUCGUGGGUCCAACGGCAAGGCACAGGUGGCGGAUGAGGAGGAGCAGGAUGACAAGGCAGAGGUAGCGGUUGGAGAGGCAGUUGCAGCAGUAGGAAGGGAGCAGCCGCGAGAGGGGUGGUGGAUUGACAGUGGAGCCAGCCACAACUUUACUCCUUAUGCAUCCGACUUCAAGAGUAAGCUUGAGCCACCUGAGAUUCGGGGAGUUAGAUUGGGAGAUGGACGGGUGGUGAAAGCUGUUGGCAUGGGUGAGGUGCCAGUGGUUGGUGCUGGAGGUCAGCUGCUGAGGAUUCAAAAGGUCCACCUUGUGCCUGAGAUGCACACACGUCUGCUGUCAGUCCCACACCUCACCUCUCAGGAUGUCAUCGUCACAUUCCAGGGCAAGAGAUGUGUUAUCAAACGGGGAGAGAGGGUGUUGGCGAUUGGAGAAAAGGAGGGGGGAAGUGACCAUGGUUUGGUGCGGAUGUCUCUUCCUCUUGCUCGGGGCACACAGGGCAGUGCUCUUGCUGCUGGAUCCUCCUCCUCAUUUUCCCCAUUGACCCUUGCUCACCGCCGCCUUGGUCAUACCGCCCCCACAACACUGCAACAGAUGGCUCGAGGGAACAGUGUACUGGGCUUGGAGAUUUGGGGGGGGAGCACUGAUUGCUCUCCAUGUGAGCCUUGCUUAUUGGGAAAGUCGGCUCGAAAGUCGUUUCCCCAUGAGGCGUCUCGGGCACUUGGGCCUUUGGAUGAGGUCCAUAUGGACUUGUGGGGGCCAGUGCGUACACCGUCACUGGGAGGAGCGGUGUAUGUCCUCAGCCUCAUUGACGACUUCACAAGACGAGUUUGGUCGUUCCCACUCCCCAACAAGGAAUCAGCCACAGUUGCAAAAGUUCUUCGACAGUGGCAUAAGGACGUGGACUUGGAGUGUGGGCGGAAGCUGAAGGCUGUUCGCUCAGACAGGGGUGGCGAGUUCUUGGGGGACGCUGUGAAAGCAUGGAAGGCGGAGUUUGGCAUUAAAACGCAAUUGAGUGUCGCAGAUACUCCGCAGCAGAAUAGGGUCGUUGAGAGGUGUCACAGGACGAUGGUAGAGGGGAUUCGCACAUUGUUGGUCGACAGUGGUCUCCCUGCUCGCUUGUGGGGUGAAGCAUUGAUGUGGGUUGUGUGGGUUAAGAACAGGGUCACCCACAGUGCUUUGCCUACCUCCAUCACACCAAUGGAGGCGUGGUCCGGCCAGAAGCCGCAUGUGGGCAUGGCUCGGAUUUGGGGUUGCAUGGGGAGUGUCAUGCUGCAUGGGCAUGAGAAGGGUGGCAAGCUUGAUGCACGGGCUGUCAUGUGUGUCUGUGUUGGGGUGGACAUGGAGAGCAAGGGUUGGCGCAUGCUGGACCCUUCUCUCAUGCGCAUUCGCAUUGCUCGGGAUGUUGAUUUUCUUGAGAAUGUGAUGUGGAAGGAUUGGGACAAGGCAAAGGGAUUUGGGGAGCUUCUGCAGGAUGCAGCUGAGAUUUCCCAACUCCUCCCUCUUCCACUCUCGCCACCCUCAGCAACGGUUGACGACGCUGAGAUGCCACCUUCAUCACCGCCACAGGCACCUCUGAGUGUGUCGGUGCAGCAGCAGCCCACCCCUCUACAGCAGCUCAGUGGCCCCUCGGUCAUUCAGCGGCGAUCCGCUACACAUGCUACUUCCUCUUCCUCCUCCUCUGUUCAGCGCUCUGUCCCUCUCUCUAUGGGUGCACCUACGUCACCAGCGACUACCUCCCCACCACCGGUUACGGGUUUGCAGGUGCUUGGUAUCCAGUCUGGUACAGGUGGUGAGGAGGUAGGGGGGGAUGCUGGUGUGGUUGAGGGCAUGCUGUGUUUGGCCAGGGAGGUGGAGGGUGUUGCACUAGCAGGUGUGAGCACCGGUGAUGUCCCACGCACACUCGCUGAGGCACUGCGUGGCCCUGAGGGCCCUGCGUGGAAGGCAGGCGCUGAGAAGGAGGUGAAUGCAAUGCGCACUAUGGGUAAGUCGCGGUAA